Molecule: messenger RNA, 3403 nt
Organism: Oncorhynchus kisutch (coho salmon)
Lineage: Eukaryota; Metazoa; Chordata; Actinopteri; Salmoniformes; Salmonidae
Product: LIM/homeobox protein Lhx6-like
Exons: 8
Coding region: 633-1622 (329 amino acids)
Biological process (GO): forebrain neuron development; regulation of transcription by RNA polymerase II; neuron differentiation
Cellular component (GO): nucleus
Molecular function (GO): RNA polymerase II transcription regulatory region sequence-specific DNA binding; DNA-binding transcription factor activity, RNA polymerase II-specific
Source: RefSeq, a predicted model, not a curated record
AAAACCAGAUUUCUGGCACUCUUUGAAUACCGUUUUAAUCACCAAGAGAGGCUCAAGUGGCCUAUCAUAAGGGAAGCCGAGACAAUCACCCUCCUUUAUGUUUCAAGAUCAGCGGCAACUUAUGUAGGCUACUAUGAAUAGUGCGAUGUUCAAUUGAGGCUCUUCAAAUCUUAGUCUUGUGUUGAGAAAAUCGAUUUUCGAUUACGGCUAUUAAAAUUAAAAUAUGCAAUAUUCUGGUGGCGCGAUGCCUUCUCUGAUUGACAGUUGAAAUUGACACUGGCUGCCUCUUAUCCCGAGCAUUUGAAGCCAUCACUAAUUGCAGGUAGUCCAUCUUUUCAGUGCUUUCGAUUGCAAGGGAACUAUAUGCGAUUAUUUAAGGAGGUAGUUUACGGGUUGUGAGUAAAAGAAAAAGAUAAGUCCUAAUUAUAAUUGCUUCAGCAAAUGUAGCUUUUGUCGCCAGGAUUUAAAUGCAGUAGAAAGUGUUAUUCAUUGUUUUGGACUGGAUAUAGCUUGCAGUAUGGGCUUGUAGGGAUGCGUAAUGCUCAGAGCAGAGCAGGGCGCAGAGCAGACUUUUGGCGCAGCUCCAGGCUUCAUCUACACCGCUGUUUCUCCACAAACAGAAUAGCUUGAUAAUGUCUCACUCGGACGGGGAGUCUCACGCAGAUGUAAAAGAAGAGGCUCCUCUCCUGCCCAGUCCUCCGGUAACACCGUCUAUGUGCUCUCAUCCGACCCUGGCCUCCCCGACGCCAGUUCGGUCCACGGGGAAAAACCAGUGUGCCAACUGCGGCACAGAGAUCCAAGACAGAUACCUACUGAAAGUGAACAAUUUGAAUUGGCACGUGGGAUGUCUGGAGUGUUCAGUCUGCAGAGUAUCAUUACGUCAGCACAAUAGCUGCUACAUCAAAAACAAAGAAAUAUUUUGCAAAUUGGAUUAUUUCAGUAAGUUUGGCACCAAGUGUGGCCAGUGCAGGCGCCAGGUGUAUGCCAGUGACUGGGUGCGGCGGGCACGGGGCAGUGUGUACCACCUGGCCUGCUUCGCCUGCUACUCCUGUAAGAGGCAGCUGUCCACAGGGGAGGAGUUUGGUCUGGUGGAGGGCAGGGUGCUAUGUCGGGCCCACUACGACACCAUGGUGGAGAACCUCCAGAGAGCAGCUGAGAACGGGACGGGUCUCACUUUGGAGGGAGCCUUCCCCUCUGAUCAGGAUGGCCAACCCAAACCAGCCAAGAGAGCACGUACUUCCUUCAGCGCUGAGCAGCUACAGGUGAUGCAGUCUCAGUUUAACCAAGACAACAACCCCGAUGCCCAGACUCUACAGAAGCUGUCAGACAUGACAGGACUGAGCAGACGGGUCAUACAAGUUUGGUUUCAAAACUGCAGAGCAAGACAUAAAAAGCACCCUCCCCCCCAGCACAAUGGUCACCUCCAGGGAGCCCCCCAUCCCCACUCCAGAAUCCCCCCCUCACUGCCAGACAACCUCUACUCCCCCUUUAGCAGUCCCGACAGACCACACCUGCUGGCUCUGCAUGGAUACAUAGACAGUCAUCCCUUCUCGAUGCUGUCCGCCCCUAACCACCUCACCCACCCAGGCAUGGCCUUACCACAGUUACCCAUCAGCCGCUAACUAACACCCCUGAGACCACCACUUCCCCCACAAACUUUAUUUCACAGAACUUUCCAUCCCGCAAAGUUGAGAACAUUUCAACAUUUGCCUCUCCCAUUUUACUAUACAAGAGGACUGCUGCGGCUUCUUCCCCCUCCAUGGUCUGCAGAGUUGGAAAUAUCACAUUGUCAAUUGGACGGACAGUUUUAUAAUGGCAGCUAGACUAUAGAUCAUCUGUGGAAAAACAUCCCAGUCCAAUAUAAAUAUGAUAAUCAUCCGGACCAGAUUUGACCACCCAUCCAUUGACAGGGAAUAAAUUGGAACUCCGGGACCAGGAUUAGGAACAGGAAGACUCAUCCAACAGGAAAUCUCCUUUCAUUCAUUGUGGAUUAUGAUUUUUCAUCAUCUUAUUCAUCAACUGGUAGUACUAAAGGUAUUUCAUGUUUCAAUUUCCAUCGUUUUAAAUAAUACUUUUUUCUGUCACUCUGUCAGCUUGUUUUCCUGUAUAUAUAACCCUCCUAUACAUAGACUAUUAUUUAUGUGUAAGGUGACGAUGAAGACUCUUCUGACCUUGUGUGCUGAGAGAGUGUUGAGUGUUGUUAUUUACUUGUUUCAGUUCAGUAAAAUGGAAAGCUUAUGUGUCGCUUUAUUUAUAAAAAAAUAUACUUCACCAAGAAGCACUUUUAAAAAUGUUUUCAAAUUAAAUAAAUAAUUUAUUGUCAAUUGUAAAUAUUUUACUGAUUUAACCAAAUGUGCUUUAAAGGUUGUUGGAAAAAACUAAGUUGGGAAAUAGAACAUUACACAUAACAUUGAUAGAAAUAAAACGAUUUGGUUUUACAUGGACCCAACAGGAAACAUGAAGGAUUUAAGUUCUAUAAUCGUGUGGAAUAGGGAACAUGCUGUGCAGAAGAUAAAAUACACAAAGUUUAACUAAUUAUUUCACUAACACACACACACACACGUAUGCAUGCACACACACAAACACAUUUAUUUUUUACUAAAUACUGCACAAUCCAAACAAUCCAAAUAUAAAAAUUGUACUGUAAAUUGUUGAGCUCCUUCCUGUAGUUAUACUUAUGCAAAAUGUGUAUUCUAUUUAAUUACAUUAUCUUUAUUUUUGUAUUAUUUCUAAUUGUUGUUGCAUUUUCAGGAAGGAACCUGCAAGAAAGCAUUUGAUUGAACUGUGUACACCAUGUGCAUCCUGUGCAUAUGAGAAAUAAACUUAAACGCACGCACACACACACACACACUCCCCCCUGAUAGAAGCACCGUACACUCAUUCAACAAUAGUAAAUCCAUUAGGUUACCCAGUAAAGGCCAAGUACCCUUUGUAACCUGUAUUUAACAGCAAUAUUCAUAAGUAUGUAAUGAUCAUGCUACAGGUUUGAGGGUCCCCAAUGUAGUCUCUAUGUGUUUAAUGGCUGCAAAAAUCAAUCCGAUGGCAAUAACCAUUUAAAACGUUUAACUCUGUGGAUAGUAUUGAUCUAGCACUAUGAUUCAUUCCAGAAGACCUUUUUACUGUGAUAAUCUGAAGUUGUUGUAUUAAUUGACACCACUCAAGCUGCUGUUGUGGCAAGGAAGAGCAUAAUGAACUCUGAGGAAGAUGUAGUCCUGACCGUUUCCUUUGUUAGGGAUCCAAGUCCCUAUCUAUUAAUCUAUUGUUAAUACUAACUAAGCCUGAAUGAAUUCUCGCCUUUCCAUUCUAAUGCUCUCUUCAAGUAGGUUGACGGUCCGUUUUCCCUGAUCUUUGAAUUUGAUCAAAUGAGAGAAAAUCCAGCUCAAUGUACCUUGCAUAAAAACCA